Molecule: messenger RNA, 1387 nt
Organism: Aricia agestis (brown argus)
Lineage: Eukaryota; Metazoa; Arthropoda; Insecta; Lepidoptera; Lycaenidae
Product: D-erythrulose reductase-like
Exons: 5
Coding region: 134-868 (244 amino acids)
Biological process (GO): xylulose metabolic process; glucose metabolic process
Molecular function (GO): L-xylulose reductase (NADPH) activity; carbonyl reductase (NADPH) activity
Source: RefSeq, a predicted model, not a curated record
AGUUUUUGUUAAAAACCCUUUUUGUAAAAAUAAGAAAACUGCACUUUAUCUUUAGUGAAAUUAACACUUGUAUAGGUUUAAACUAAACUAUCAAAAAAUAUUUUAAAUAUAUAAGGGUCUGUAAAAGUAAAAAAUGGAAAUCUCAUUUAAAGGCAAGCGAAUUCUGGUUACCGGUGCAGGACAAGGCAUCGGAAGAGGCAUAGCGAUAGAGUUAUGGCGAGCCGGGGCAAAUAUUGUCGCACUAUCGAGAACCAGAGCUCAUUUAGAGACUUUGCAGAGCGAAUACCCUUCGAUAGACAUCGUCGUCGCAGACAUCGGCAACUGGGAUGAGACGCGCGCGGUUAUUGAAUCACUGGGACACUUUGAUGCCUUAGUAAACAAUGCUGCUAUUGCCAUAUGCGAGCCCUUCCUGACAUGUUCGCCAGAUGCAUUUGAUAAAACAUUUGAUGUUAAUGUUAAAGCCAUAUUAAAUAUAAGCCAAGUAGUUGCCAGAAAAAUGAUAGAGAAAGGAGUUCACGGUGCCAUAGUGAAUGUCUCCUCACAGGCAUCAAAAGCCGCAUUAAAAGACCAUGCCAUAUACAGUGCUUCCAAGGCCGCUUUAGAUGCCCUCACCCGAGCCAUGGCCCUGGAGUUGGGCUCUCAUGGUAUCAGGGUGAAUGCUGUCAACCCUACUGUGAUAAUGACAGCUAUGGCGAAAGUGGGUUGGUCCGACCCUGAGAAAAGCUCAGAAAUGAAAGCCAAAAUACCACUUGGAAGAUUUGGCGAAGUCUCUGAAGUGGUGAACACUGUUCUGUUCCUUUUGAGCGACAAGGCCAGCAUGAUUAACGGAGUAGAACUGCCUAUUGAUGGAGGAUUCCUCGCUACAUAAUCUCCAAACAUACCAAAGAUAUUGAGAACAAGUGGUUCUUGUAUAUUUAAGAUCUGUUAAUAUUUUUAUAUCAUAAUUAUUAUAAGUAGUACCAAAGAAAUGAAAGCAAUUGCCAUUGUAAAUUAGUAACUUGUUUAAAUACAAGACAGGGAUUAAACAAAUAAUAAGGGUAUGUUAAUAUUGUUAUAAUAACAUACCCCUUACCUUACUAAUAAAACUUACUCAAAGGAUAUGCUGCAAUUUUUUUUAUUCUUGUCUGCUAUAUUGAAAAAGUCUUUAUAUUACUUGUAGAUUACCCAUUGUGUAACUUUUAUUGGUAGUUAGAGUUACUGUACCUAUGUAGUCAUGAUUGUUUUCUUAAUGCCUGUCUUAUGUCUAUUUUUCCUAGAUAGAUAUACUUAAUUAUGACUAAAAACAAUUUAACAUUAAGAAAAACUAAAUGAAUUCACUAAAAAGUGCUACUUAUCAAUAUUCAAAAUUUCAAACUGAUUUUGUGUAACAAGCAAUCUGUUAUUACGU